Molecule: messenger RNA, 3781 nt
Organism: Gastrolobium bilobum
Lineage: Eukaryota; Viridiplantae; Streptophyta; Magnoliopsida; Fabales; Fabaceae
Product: TMV resistance protein N-like
Exons: 5
Coding region: 155-3556 (1133 amino acids)
Biological process (GO): defense response; signal transduction
Molecular function (GO): ADP binding
Source: RefSeq, a predicted model, not a curated record
CCAUGUAUUCACAGUUAGCUUAGUCUUCCUUAUUAUGUCUUCACCUUUUACUGUCCAACCAUAAUCCUACAAAAAGCAUAGAACAGGUAGCAUCAGAAAUCCAAGAUCACCCCAAAACACAAGCUGAUAUAGAUCACACCAAUCCAAGAUCACCAUGGAAGGAGCCUCUUCUUCCUCUCCUUCUUCUGGAGCAUGUACCUACCAUGUGUUCUUGAGUUUUAGGGGAGAAGACACACGUAAAGGGUUCACUGACCAUCUCUGUGCUUCACUUGAAAGAAAAGGGAUCACAACUUUCAGGGAUGACAAAGACCUUGAGAGAGGACAAGUCAUUUCACAAGAGCUCCUCAAAGCAAUAGAAGAAUCCAUGUUUGCAAUCACCAUUCUUUCACCAAACUAUGCUUCCUCAACUUGGUGUUUGGAUGAGCUCCAAAAGAUUGUUGAGUGUAACAACAACAAAAACCUCAGGCUAGCAAUCAUGCCAGUCUUCUAUGGCGUGGACCCUUCUGAUGUGAGGCACCAAAGAGGAAGCUAUGAGGAAGCUUUCAAAAAACAUGAAGAGAAUUUCCAACAAGACAGAGAGAAGGUUCAAAGAUGGAGAGAUGCGUUAAGACAUGCUGCGAGUCAUUCUGGUUGGGACUCCAAGGAUCGGCAUGAGGCAGCACUUGUUGAAAGCAUUACUGAGCUUGUACAUAAAAAGCUGAUUCCAAAAUUGCCAUCUUGUACGGAGAACCUUGUUGGGAUUGCUUCAAGGGUGGAGGAAGUGAAUAGGCUCAUAGGAAUGGGGUUGAGUGAUGUUCGCUUUAUAGGCAUAUGGGGCAUGGGUGGCAUAGGAAAGACAACUAUUGCUAGAGCAGUCUAUGAAGCAUUAGCAAUCAAUGGCAAGUUUGAAGCUACUUGCUUUCUUGGUAAUGUUAGAGAGGUAUCUGAGACAAAUGGUUUAGUUCACAUACAAAGAGAACUUCUUUGUCGUCUAAAUAUAAGUAGCAGUUCUUGUUAUGAUUUAUGUGAUGGGAAAAAGACAAUACAAAACUCUUUAUGUAGAAAAAAGGUUCUGCUUGUUCUUGAUGAUGUAAAUGAAGUAAACCAAUUGGAGAAUUUGGCUGGGAAGCAAGAUUGGUUUGGUCAGGGAAGCCGAGUAAUAAUCACAACUAGAGAUAUGCACUUGCUAGUGACACAUGGAGUGCAUAAAACUUAUAAGGUUGGAAGGUUGUGCCAAAAUGAAGCCCUUCAUCUAUUUUGUUUGAAGGCCUUUAAACGUGAUCAACCACAAGAAGGGUAUUUGGAUUUGUCCAAUGAAGUGGUGGAUUAUACUGGUGAUCUUCCAUUGGCACUUGAGGUGUUGGGUUCCUAUCUCUAUGGAAGAACUGUUGAUGUUUGGCAUAGUGCUGUGAAAAAAUUAAGAAGCGUUCCACACCCCAAAAUUCAAGAUACGCUGAAAAUAAGUUAUGAUGGUUUAGAUUCCAUGGAGAAGAAUAUUUUUCUUGAUAUAGCCUGUUUCUUCAAGGGAAUGAAGAGAGAUGAAUUAAUAGAUAUAUUGGAAAAUUGUGAUUAUUGUCCUCAAAUUGGAAUUGAAAUUUUGAUUGAAAGAUCUUUGGUAAGUCUAGAUCCGGGGAAUAAUGAAUUGAGGAUGCAUGAUUUGCUCCGAGAAAUGGGCAGGAAUAUUGUAUUUCAAGAAUCUCCAAAUGAUCCUGGCAGACGUAGCAGGUUGUGGUUUCAAGAGGACAUUGAUCAUGUGUUAGCAAAAAAUAAGGGAACUGAAGCAAUUCAUGGUAUAGUUCUGAACUUACCUCAACCAUAUGAAGCACGCUGGAAUACUGAAGCCUUCUCAAAGACAAGUCAGCUAAAAUUUCUCAGCUUAUGUGAGAUGCAACUUCCCCUUGGACUAAGCUUCCUUCCUAGUUCAGUAAAAGUUCUUCAUUGGAGAGGAUGCCCUUUGAAAACUCUGCCACUAAGAAAUCAAUUGGAUGAAGUUGUUGACAUUAAAUUGUCUCAUAGUGAAAUUGAACAACUUUGGCAAGGAAUUAAGUUUAUGGAAAAGCUGAAGUACCUGAAUUUGACUUUUUCCAAGAACCUAAAGCGAUUGCCUGAUUUUUCUGGGGUCCCAAAUCUUGAAACACUGGUUCUUAAAGGCUGUGAAAGCCUAACUGAAGUUCAUCCAUCCCUUGUACAGCACAACAAAGUUGUUCUAAUGAAUUUUGAAGAUUGCAAGAGUCUUAGAGCUCUUCCAGGUAAAUUGGAGAUGAGUUCCCUGAAGGAGUUAAUUCUUUCUGGUUGUUCUGAAUUUAAAUUUCUCCCAGAGUUUGGGGAAAGGAUGGAACAUCUAUCAAUGCUUGCUUUAGAGGGAACAGCUAUAAAAAAACUACCCUCAUCACUAGGAUGCCUAGUUGGGCUUGCUGUUUUGAACUUAAAGAAUUGCAAAAGUCUUGUUUGCCUUCCAGAUUCCAUUCAUGGAUUGAUUUCCCUCAGAAUUCUAAAUAUUUCUGGGUGCUCAAAGCUCAGUAGAUUGCCAGAGGGUUUAAAGGAAAUCAAGUGUUUGGAGGAACUUGAUGCCAGUGAAAGUGGUAUUGAAGAACUACCUUCGUUGGUCUUUUAUUUAGAAAAUCUUAAAGUGUUAUCAUUUGCUGGGUGCAAAGGGUCAGUGUCUAAUUCAGUGAAUUUGAGUCACUUCAAUUGGCUGUUUAGAAGUAAACCAGCUUUCACUGGAUUCAGAUUGCCUCCUUCUGUCUCAAGUCUACCAUCUUUGAGAUAUAUAAAUUUAAGUUACUGCAAUCUCUCCGAAGAAUCAAUCCCACAUGAUUUUUGCCACUUAUCAUCAUUGUUGUCUUUGGAUCUAACUGGUAACAACUUUGUUAGCAUACCAAGCAGCAUUUCUAAACUUCCAAAGCUGAAAUUUCUUGGGCUGAAUAGAUGCCAAAAGCUUCAAUUGUUGCCAGACCUUCCGUCAAGCAUAAUAGAGUUGGACGCAAGCAAUUGUAAUUCACUUGAAACUUCCAAAUUCAAUCCAACAAAGCCAUGUAGUCUAUUUGCAUCACCUGUAAAAUUGUGCUUACCUCGAGAAUUGAAUAGCUUUAUUGAGGAACUUUGUCUUCCUAGUGCAAGAUUUGACAUGCUUUAUACAGGGAGUGAAAUUCCAUCUUGGUUUGUUCCUCAAAAAUGUGUUUCUUGGGCAAAAAUACAAGUCCCUAAUAAUUGCCCUCUAGAUGAAUGGGUGGGGUUUGUUUUGUGUUUCCUAUUAGUAAGUUAUGCGGAUCCACCUGAGUCAUGCUGUCAUGAAAUCGAUUGUUAUUUGUUUGGACCUAAUGGUAAGAUGUUCGUCGCCACAAGGACUUUACCUCCUAUGGAGCAAGGUUAUCCUCACCUUUAUAUUCUUUAUUUGUCCAUUGAUCGAUUUCGUGAGAGAAUUCUCGAAGAUGAUGAUUACUGGAGUACAAUUGAAUUUGCUUUGAAAAGUUAUUGUUGUCAAUCAUUGCAAAUAGUGAGGUGUGGGAGCCGUUUGGUAUGUAAGCAAGAUGUUGAAAAUUGGAACAAAGCAAUGAGUCAAUGCAAUAGUAGUUGAAGGAUAUUUGGAGCUGAAAUAGUUGGAGCUGCCAGUGGCAUGGUGUGACAAAGUGGACCAGGAACAUGGUGCAUAAGUAGACAACUUAGGAAUAAUGCAGAUGCAGGGUGGUUUUCUAGUUCUAAGUUAUGCUAUGGUGAUUUCAGUUUGUCUUGGUUAGAUUCAGUCGAUGAAAAUCUUCAACUUGGUGUUGUUUAUAUUUGACCUUGAUGUGACAAUUUAAAC